Messenger RNA from Pteropus alecto (black flying fox), 2784 nucleotides. RefSeq names its product ADAM metallopeptidase domain 33 (gene ADAM33). Lineage: Eukaryota; Metazoa; Chordata; Mammalia; Chiroptera; Pteropodidae. Gene Ontology annotation, biological process: proteolysis. Gene Ontology annotation, molecular function: metalloendopeptidase activity. The record is from RefSeq and is a predicted model, not a curated record. The coding region runs from base 45 to 2420 and encodes 791 amino acids. The transcript is spliced from 22 exons.
GCCUGGCGCGGAGCUGCCGCUCAGAGGCCGAGGCGCUCACAGCUAUGGGCCGAAGGUCUAGGAGAGCUCUAGGGUCGCGGGUCUUGCUGCUGCUGCUGCUGCUGCGGCGGCUACCAUGGCCGAUGUGGGGGGCCGAGGCGUUUCGCGGAAACACCCCUGGAGAGCCGGUCACCCCUCACUGGGUCCUGGAUGCACAACCUUGGCGCAUGGUCACCCUGGAGGAGCCGGUCUUAAAGCUAGACACGAGGCUGGUGGCGUUGAAGGCUGAAGGCCAGGAGCUUCUGCUAGAGCUGGAGAAGAAUCACAGGCUGCUGGCCCCGGGAUACAGAGAAACCCACUACAGACCAGAUGGGCAGCCAGUGGUGCUGGUUCCCAACCACACGGAUCACUGUCACUACCAUGGGCGUGUGAGAGGCUUCCCGGACUCCUGGGUCAUCCUCAGCACUUGCUUUGGGAUGAGGGGCCUGAUCAAGCUCAGCAGCAACGCCAGCUAUUAUGUGCAUCCCUGGCCAUCUGGGGACACCAAGGACGUCUCAACUCACAAGAUUUUCCGGACCAAGCAAUCGCUCAGCUGGAAAGGAGCAUGUGGCCAUAGGGACUCUGGGGACAAAGGAGACGUGGCUAGCUUUUCUCAUGCCACCCAGAUCAGGAAGAGGCGGGAGGCUGGCAGGAGCAGGAGGUACUUGGAGCUGUACGUAGUAGCUGACCAUACCCUGUUCUUGACCCAGCACCGGAACUUGAACCAUACCAAACAGCGUCUCUUGGAAGUCACCAACUAUGUGGACCAGAUUCUCAGGACUCUGGACAUUCAGGUGGCGCUGACCGGCCUGGAAGUGUGGACCAAGAAGGACCAGAGCCCUGUCACAACGGAUGCGAACGCCACACUCUGGGCCUUCCUGCAGUGGCGUCGGGGGUUGUGGGCGCGGCUGCCACACGACUCAGCGCAGCUGCUCACGGGCCGUGUCUUUCAGGGCAACACGGUGGGCCUAGCGCCGGUGGAGGGUAUGUGCCACGCUGAGAGCUCGGGGGGCGUGAGCACGGACCACUCGGAGCUCCCCAUUGGCGCUGCAGUCACCAUGGCCCACGAGAUAGGCCACAGCCUGGGUCUCAGCCACGACCCUGAUGGCUGCUGCGUGGAGGCCGAGGCGGAGCAGGGAGGCUGCGUCAUGGCCUCGGCCACUGGGCACCCGUUCCCGCGAGUGUUCAGCGCCUGCAGCCGCAGACAGCUGCGCGCCUUCUUCCGCAAGGGGGGCGGAGCGUGCCUGUCUAACGCGCCGGACUCCGGGCUCCUGGUGCCCCCCGCGCACUGCGGAAACAGCUUUGUGGAGGAGGGCGAAGAGUGCGACUGCGGCGCGGGCCAGGAGUGCCCGGACACCUGCUGCUCUGCCCACGACUGCUCUCUGCGUGCGGGGGCUCAGUGCUCCCAAGGGGACUGCUGCGCGCGCUGCCUGCUGAAGUCGGCGGGCGCGCCUUGCCGCCGGGCUGCUGGUGACUGUGACCUCCCUGAGUUCUGCACGGGCUCCUCUCCCUACUGCCCCCCAGACAUUUACUUACUGGACGGCUCCCCCUGCGCCAGCGGCCGCGGCUACUGCCGGGACGGCGAGUGUCCCACGCUCGAGCAGCAGUGCCAGCAGCUCUGGGGGCCUGGCUCCCACCCAGCCCCAGAGGCCUGUUUCCAGGUGGUGAACUCUGCAGGAGACGCCCAUGGGAACUGCGGCCAGGACACCGAGGGCAGCUUCGUGCCUUGUGCUCAGAGGGAUGCACAGUGUGGGAAGCUGCAGUGCCAGGGUGGGGAACAGAACCCACUGGCACCACACACGAUGCCGGUGGACUCUACCUUCAGCCUAGGCAGCCACGAGGUGACCUGCAGGGGAGCCUUCUUGCUACCUGGUGCCCAGCUGGACCCGCAUGACUUGGGUCUAGUAGAGCCAGGUACCCAGUGUGGAUCUAGAAUGGUGUGCCAGGAGAGGCGCUGCCAGAACACUACCUUCUGGGAGCUGGAGCGUUGCCUGAUCACCUGCCAUGGCCAUGGGGUUUGCAAUAGUAACCACAACUGCCACUGUGAUCCGGGCUGGGCUCCGCCCUCCUGUGACAAGCCAGGGUUGGGUGGUAGCAUAGACAGUGGCCCUAUGCAGCCUGAAAACCAGGACACCUUCCUGCUGGCGGUGAUCUUUAGCUUCCUGUUGCCUCUGCUCCCUGGGGCCGGCCUGGCUUGGUGCUGCUACCGGCAGCCAGGAUCCUGGCUCCAGCAAUACCUCUGCGGCUCGAGGAGGGACCCCGUGCGCAGUGGGCCCAAAGGUGGUCCACGCAGGGACCAACCCCUGAGCAGUAUUCACCUCAUUGAGUUGGGCCGGAUGACCACUGGAGAACCCCGGCCCCUGGACCUUGAGAUCUCUGCCAGAGCCCAACAGCCACCUUGAGAAGCCUGUGCUCUGUGGCCCUGCCUGGACCCCCAGCAGGUCAAGUUCAGAAGCCGAUAUCCUGUUUCUGGUGAGAAGGAGAUCCUGAGAGGAGGACACUUAAAGACAGGUGGCUACUGACAGCCACUCCAGGCACUUGGACCCCCAGGGGGAGAGCCAGCAAGUAAGCUGACCUCCUGCACCUUCAGGCAGCUUGCAAGUUUCUUCUCCAGGUUACCUCUGCCGUACCCACUCCAGAACCCCAAAGCCUCAUCAGAAUUUUCUCAAUGUUGUCCUUGUUCCUUAGGGUUGGGGAUCCUGCUAGGGUACACACACCAGCCCAAGAAUCCACCUGUUAUGUAAAACUUUGUUACUUAAACUUACU